Messenger RNA from Suillus subaureus, 1929 nucleotides. RefSeq lists its product as uncharacterized. The record is from RefSeq and is a predicted model, not a curated record. The transcript has 8 exons. NCBI's taxonomy places the organism in Eukaryota, Fungi, Basidiomycota, Agaricomycetes, Boletales, Suillaceae. Bases 1 to 1929 code for a protein of 642 amino acids.
AUGUCGCAGUCUGAUUUCCAUGUGAACACUGUUUUUCAAGAAGCAGUGCCUACUGCGCAUGCCGCUACCCAAGAGACACAAUCUAUGAAGUCUAGGCUUUGGUGGAUGUCCAGAGACAACGAUCUCUUAAUUCAGGAGUGCAGCACAAAUGCUACCCGGACAUGGCCCAACUACACCUUAUCCCCCAUACCGCAGCAUGACUUGGUGUCAGUCAUCGUCGACCCUCUGCAGGAUCUUGUGGUCACAAUUUCAUCGCCUUAUUCCAUCGACGUGCACAAUUUCGCUCAGGCUCAGCACGCUUUUUGGCUAGAGAUCUACAUGCUUUCGUCGCAGGCUCCGCAUCCGGAUUCAGCGUGCACUUCCUUGGACUACAGACAUCAUUUUAAUGCACGUGGUAUUCACCAUGUUGUGUUCAUGAAAGAACCUGCAAUCUGUGGAGAUCGUAUAGUUGUCCCCUAUUGUACACACACAGACAAUACAUGGGCGAAGCUGAUGUACAUACAAGUGGUGGAUUGGAAGAAAGGACAGGUAGAAUGUCAUCAGCAGCAUCCUAUAGACCACCAGGUUCAAAGGCAUCAUCAGUACAAUUUCCAUUUCAUAGACCAGCAGACAUUUGUUGUCAUCGACUUGGAAGCUUCUAUAAGCUUGUAUACGUUACAAGAAUUCGGCAGGCCGCCUCGGCGCCGAAUCAUCUACUGCUUUCCGGUGUACCACUCUGCACGUUGCCCAUCGCGCAACAGUUCGCCCAGACCUUAUGCCCAGCUACGUGCCCUCCCGGAGUCCCAAAUUAUGGUCUUGGAGAUGCUCCUUCCCAUAUUGCCCGUUAUUUUGGUCAUCGAUAUGGCCAUUUUCUCUGAAAAAGCCCUGCAUUCAGAGGCGCUUAACGCGAUGCCCUGGUCGGACUGGGGACCACAGCAUACGUGCUGCUUUCCGCAUGACCCAAGCCACCGAAUCAGUGUUUUCGGUAGCAGAAUGGCCUAUGCUCUUCCUCGAUAUCGGACCCCCACUCCUGGGCAUAGACUGGAGGCGCUAUCUGCCGACGGUCGCUUCCACGUGCACAUGUGGGACUUCAAUCAAAAAGUCAUUGCCCGUUCCAAAAGUAUCUCCGAUUCCGACUUACCAGGCCAUCUGAUCUGCAAGCCUGCUUGCCUAGGUCACACGUGUUACAAUAGUGACUUCAGCUCGAACCGUUCUUACACUGCUACCGUCUGCCAUGAAUCUUUCCCGACGCGUGACUUUGAGAGGUUAUUCUUGGAACAGGAUAGGUUUACUUUAACAUGGGUUCGACCUGACGCGGUUGAUAUCAAGGUCGUUUCCCCCAUACUAGAGACGAAGACGGCUGCACACGGAGGUUGCCCGUUAGCUCAACCUUAUACCGGAAAAAUCUAUCCUGGUCCAACUGCAAUGCAUGACGCAUUACACGUUACUGCCCACCACCUGCGACAAGACAAUUUGUCAUCAACACGCUUUAUUUCUUAUAAAACUAUGAUGAUGGCUGUUGGAUCCAUGUCGCUGCCGCUUUCUACAGAACUGAUCCAUCGCAUCCUAACCCUCCUGAGUCCUCACGCCAGAGGACAUUCGCCAUUGAUGUCGGUCGCUUCUACGUACACAUGUCAUUUAUUCUACACAUACGGAGGUUGGCUUUGGACUAGAAGGGAUUUCGGCUUCGGCGCCGAUAAUUGCGAGGACACAACCAAUCAUACCCCUAGUCUUGUGUCAAUCAGUCUGAAACCAUCGCAGACAACUCGUAUUUUGAGUAAUGUUGGCUCGGACCUCACGUCUAGAAGGAAUCUCGGCUUCGGGGGCGAUGAUUGUCAGGAACACGGCCAACUAUGCCCCUGGCCGCCAGUGUCGUGUCAAAAGUCUGAAAUUAUCGCAGACAGUUCAGUGUUUUGGCCGAUGCGAAUUGCCCAUGUUGUCCGGAAAUAG